Cryptomeria japonica (Japanese cedar) is the source of this 1991-nucleotide messenger RNA. Its product is annotated as fructose-bisphosphate aldolase-lysine N-methyltransferase, chloroplastic. The record is from RefSeq and is a predicted model, not a curated record. Lineage: Eukaryota; Viridiplantae; Streptophyta; Pinopsida; Cupressales; Cupressaceae. The coding region runs from base 287 to 1768 and encodes 493 amino acids. The transcript has 6 exons. Gene Ontology annotation, cellular component: chloroplast. Gene Ontology annotation, biological process: peptidyl-lysine monomethylation. Gene Ontology annotation, molecular function: [ribulose-bisphosphate carboxylase]-lysine N-methyltransferase activity; protein binding; protein-lysine N-methyltransferase activity.
CCAUCUAGUAUUAUUGCCUCUGUUCCAAUCCUUGACAAUCUACUGGACUCCUAAAUGACACUGAAGAAUAAUAUGAAUAUAAUAACGAUUCAAAUGGUUAAGGUGUUUUUCAGCUGAAAAGCAAAUUAUCAGCCAACCAUUAACAUUACCAGGGGAAGUUAAAGCUCUGAUCUCUUACGUCCAUGUUUAAAUGAAUACAGCGAAUAUUUACAUUUGAUGCACUGCUUAUUACCGAGUGCUCACAUGCAAGGGAUUCGGUGUAACACAGAAUUAAAUUCAUAAAUCAAUGGCCAUACUUUCGACAUCUUUGUUUUCCACGUGUGGGUACCUUCAGAACAACAAAUUUUCCCAUUUGCAACCCUCGCUGUCCACCACGUCUGUCAAGACUUGCAACACAAGAGCUUUGUCUGUAAACAGUGCGAACAGGGGCCUAAAAGUUGCAUCAAAGGACGAUAUUCAGUACUUUUGGCAAUGGCUGUCAGAUGAAGGGGGUAUCUCAAGUUCAUCUACAUCGGUGAAGCCUGAAAUUGUACCUCAAAGGUUGGGUUUGGUGGCCCAAAGAAAUAUUUCUCAGGGAGAGGUUGUUCUGGAAGUGCCCAAAAAGAUUUGGAUAAGUAUGGAUACAGUAUACGCUUCUGAAAUUGGGAAGUUGUGCCAGGGCUUGAGACCUUGGGUGGCUAUUUCACUCUUUUUGCUUAGGGAAAAAUCAAAGUUGAAUUCUCCCUGGAGGCCUUAUCUCAACAUUCUUCCAGAGACAUUGGAUUCUCCCAUGUUUUGGUCAGAAGAGGAGCUAGCUGAGCUGCAAGGAACUCAGUUGCUGAGUAGCACCUUAGGCUACAAGGACUAUGUAGGAAAUGAGUUUUUGAAGGUUCAAGAUGAAGUCAUAGCUCCGAACAGGCAUCUUUUUGACUCUGAUAUAACAGAGGAGGACUUUCUCUGGGCCUUUGGGAUACUGAGAUCCAGGGCAUUCCUUCCUCUUACAGGAGACAAUCUUGCUUUGGUUCCAUUUGCAGAUUUGGUAAACCAUGGGUUUAAUAUAGCCGCAGAAGAGCCUAGCUGGGAGAGAAGAGGAUCUGGACUCUUCAAUCGGCAAGAAGCAUUGAGCAUGAAAGCACCAGCCGCUUUUAUGGCUGGGGAACAGGUCUUUAUGCAAUAUGGGAGGAAUAAAAGCAAUUCUCAAUUGGCAUUGGAUUAUGGGAUUGUGGAGCGCAAUGCCAUUAAUGAUCCCAAUAGGAAUAUCUUUACUCUGACUUUGGAAAUUUCAGAAUCAGACCCAUUUUUUGCUGAUAAAUUGGAUAUAGCUGAGUUGAAUGGCAUGCAAACUACUAUGUACUUCGAUAUAGCUCAAGGUCAGGACCUGCCAGAAUCCAUGUUAACAUUCUUGCGUCUUAUGGCUCUUGGAGGAACAGACGCUUUCCUGCUGGAAGCAUUAUUUAGGGAUUCAGUGUGGGGCCAUCUAAGUUUGCCUGUUAGCGAAGCCAACGAGGCAACUAUUUGUAAAGUGAUUCUAGAUGGCUGUCAAUCUGCCCUGGGUGGUUAUGCUACUACUAUUGAAGAGGAUAAAGCAUUGCUAGGACAGCAAUUAGAACCCAGAUUGGAAAUAGCUGUAGUGACAAGGCUAGGUGAAAAGCGGGUGCUGCGGGAAAUUCAAAGCUCGUUUGAAGGGUAUAGGGCACAGCUUGAUCAGCUUGAAUACUACCAAGAAAAAAGACUUAAGGAUCUAGGUCUCUGUGGUGAACUAGGAGAUGUCAUCUUCUGGGAAUCCUAGUAGACCUAUCCAUUAGUUCUUAUUGAAUCGUUUCUCAAGCAAUAAUGUUUUAUCUUCCAUGCUUAGAGAAAACAAGUAAAAGCGAAGGGAGUUUUUAAUUGUAGGAAUCAUCAUGCUCUUGGUUGUAUGCAACUUACUAGGUAGAAUACCUCAAGUGAAAGUCAAAUGUACAAAGUUAAGUAUCACCUUAUUCACCAUAAUUAAUACAAAUAUGUUUGAAUCA